CGGUAGUUUGGGUCUGACGAUGGAUAACUUGUCGCGUAGAGGACCUCGUCUAAAGGGGAAAGACGACGAUAACUCACACAUGGAUGUAUACAAACCGCGCAAGACAAGUCAAAAGAUCACCAUGAGGAACGUCAUUUCGCAUUCCGUGCACUCUGUUAAAUGGAGAGUGAUACUGCUGUCGUUGUUGGUAUGGUGUCUCGUGAUCAACUUCUUCGAGCGUUCCACGGUGAAGAGGACGAUUCAGAGGUGCCAAUGGAACAAAUGGGAGCCUUGGACGAAAGGUGAUCCUCAUAGAAUUGCACUGUUUGCAGAUCCACAGAUAAUGGAUGCGUAUUCAUACCCUGAUAGGCCAGGUUGGGUUAACUGGUUGACCAGUCAGCUCGUGGAUAACUACCACAGACGCAACUGGGCAUUUGUCGAUAAAGUGUUGGACCCGGAUACGGUGAUAUUCCUGGGAGAUCUCUUCGAUGGCGGCCGUAACUGGGAUGAUGCGGACUGGUACGAGGAGUUCAAAAGGUUCAACGAGAUAUACCACAAGAGACCUAAUAGAAGAACUAUAAUGUCGUUGCCUGGGAACCACGACAUAGGGUUUGGAGAAACUGUGAAUAUCACCAGUUUAAACAGGUUCAAAUCAACGUUUGGACCACCUUCAUCCAUUCACGAACUGGGGAACCAUACUGUCGUGCUGCUGGACACGAUCUCCCUCAGCGAUUACUCAAACCCAGAAGUUGUGCAGGAUCCACGUGAAAUCCUCGAAUCAUUGGCACCUUAUGAUGAAAACGAGGCACCAAGACUGCUGAUGACACAUGUCCCACUGUACAGAUUCCCAGACCAGCAGCCUUGCGGACCACUGAGAGAGUCAAAGAAGAAAUUCCCGAUCAUGAAGGGACACCAAUACCAAACCGUGCUAGAUUUUGACCUGACGAUGGAAGUCCUGUCGAAGGUUAGACCAAAAUUCUCGUUCAGUGGUGACGAUCACGAUUAUUGUCACGUUCAACACAAGUACGAGUUCCAAGGCCAACCUCGCACGGCAGAUGAGAUAACUGUCAAGUCCUGCUCCAUGAAUAUGGGAAUUCAAUACCCAGCCAUUGAACUCUUGUCAUUGAAUACGGAAGACGUUGGUGAUCAGACCUUCAAAGUAGAGAUAUGUUACUUGCCACCACCUUAUGCUGCAUUGAAAGGUUACAUUGUCACCGCAAUACUGAACGCAAUUGUACUGAUAGUGUACUUCCUUCUGCCACACUUGUGGAUAGCCACCUCGCAGAGGGUGAUAUCAAGGUUCUCACACCCAGAGUUCCCUCUGCCGUUGGCUGAACACCACACUAAGCCAAUCUUUAGAGAAAAAGAUUAUAUUGCAAUAGUGGUGAAUGGGACCUUUAUAGCUGGUGGAGUUCUCUCACUGUUCGGGCUCUUCUUCAACGCAUUCAAGUGAAUUGUCUGUUAUCUUCUAUUGGACGACAUUUAUAUAUAUAUACAUAACACAAAAGUAUAACGUUAGAUCAUACCUCUCAACUUACCGAAAUACGACGUUUCGGUGCUAUAAUCUGAUC
This is a messenger RNA of Williopsis jadinii, 1550 nucleotides long. It is a transcript of the gene CDC1, whose product is annotated as putative lipid phosphatase CDC1. Bases 20 to 1432 code for a protein of 470 amino acids. Gene Ontology annotation, cellular component: endoplasmic reticulum. Lineage: Eukaryota; Fungi; Ascomycota; Saccharomycetes; Phaffomycetales; Wickerhamomycetaceae. The transcript has a single exon. Gene Ontology annotation, biological process: GPI anchor biosynthetic process. The record is from RefSeq and is a predicted model, not a curated record. Gene Ontology annotation, molecular function: hydrolase activity.